Molecule: messenger RNA, 1251 nt
Organism: Orbilia oligospora ATCC 24927
Lineage: Eukaryota; Fungi; Ascomycota; Orbiliomycetes; Orbiliales; Orbiliaceae
Exons: 1
Coding region: 1-1251 (416 amino acids)
Source: RefSeq, a predicted model, not a curated record
AUGCUUCAAGCUCUUCUCCUUACCGCCGGCGCUGCUGCCGCCUACUCCUUACCGAACUCCAACGGUGCUCCACCUCUCGCGCAAAAAUGCGGCCCUUCCUCCUCCAAGAUCGUCUGCAUGCACAAAUACGCGUCCGUCAUGCCAUACCACUUUUAUCGUGAACCUUCAAAUGGCAAAGACCCUGGUAGUGGCAACUUUGCUUCAACCAACGUGUCAGACCCAUCAUUUGCACAGGUAGCCGAUGCGGAUAUAAUAGUCUACGAUGAAGCCGCUUUCAAAAUCCUCGGUGAUAAACCAUCUGUGAAGAAAAUGUUUGAGAUUGAAAAGAAAGGCCACGAAGCUCCAGUAUACGUGCCCAGUAUGGGGAAGAUUUUCUUUGGAGAGCCUGCAGCGCCAGCUCCGCUACACCAAUUCGUGAUUGACCUAAACAAGGAGCCACCGACGUUGAAGCCGUAUACCUUUGACCCGCCAAUCUAUGCGCCUAAUGGGGCGACAAUCAGUAAGGGAAAGCUCUACUGGGCCCAAAGUGGGGGUAGCAAGAACCUUGAAGGUGGUCACCUUGAAGCUCGACCAGGCAUUGUCGCCGCAGAUCCAAAAACGGGAAAGUCUGAAACGAUCCUCAACAACUUUUAUGGUUAUUAUUUUAACCAGAUCAACGACUUGGUUGUGGACUCCAAAGGCGACAUCUGGUUCACGGACCCACAGUAUGCGUGGUUCAGUAACCUCAGCGACACGCCACCAAGGCUGCAGCCAUCGACAUAUCGCUUCAGACCGUCCACAGGGGCCGUGUCCAUCGUUGAUGACACCUGCCGCCAGCCAAACGGAAUAGCCAUAUCAGCAGACGAAAAGACCAUGUACAUUGCCGACAGUGGCAGUGUCAAUGGCGAUGUGUCAGACUCGGUACAGGCAAUGAGUGGGACAACGUUCAAUGGUACCACAGUUGGGAGGACGAUAUACGCGUAUGACAUUCUCAAAGGAAAGUUUCUUGCCAACAAGCGACCAAUUUAUGUUGCACAAGACUGGAUUCCAGAUGGUAUAAAGGUGGCCACUAACGGCUAUUUGGUCACUGGUGCUGGUUUGGGUGUAGACGUUAUCGACCCAGAGGAAGGCACAGUGGUGAUGCGCAUUCAAACAGAUUAUCCAGUGCAGAACCUCGCCUUUGCGGGUAAAGAUAGGAAACAGCUAUGGAUGGUCGGUGUAGGUGGUGUCACGAGAGUCAAUUGGGAGUUGGAAGGGGUCAAAUUGGAGUAG